AGGGAGGGAGGGGCAGGAGAGAAGGCUGAGGAUGAUUCCGGCAUCCAUCUGAAUCAGACAAAAAAAACACUCAUCCUUCCUUCCCCUCACUCUUCUUCUUUCUCUUCUUUUGAUUCAACAGCUCAUAUUCCACCACCCCUCAUCCCGUGGAUCAGCAACCCCUCAGUCAAAGUCUUACUUUUUUCUUGUAAUCCCCUCCCACUUCCCCUACUCAGCUGCCCGAGCUUUUACUCUUUAUCCUCCUUCCUUCAGCAAAAUGCUGGGCAAUGGAAAGACAGCACCCGCUCCGGCUGAUGAUCCUACUAAGGAUACAGAGUCCCCCCAAGAGCAAUUGGAGGUAGAGAAUGGCAUGACCUUCCGCCCUCACCACCUCAGACCACAGAGCAAACAUACUACAUCAUUCACAUCUAUGUCGUCCUAUGCCUCCUCCGACAGCGAAGAUGAAGACAAAGAUGACAACAAGAUCCAAGGCUCUUCCUUCGCUUCUGGGGAUCAAAAAAUAUCCGUCCCCACGACAGCACACCAGUCCCCUUCUUCACAAACGCCCUCAAACAAGCUCCAUACAAGGGCACAAGAUCGUCGCCCUGGUGGAGGAACACUUCUAAGGCCCGCGGGUAAAGCCCACGACUGGUACUCUGGAGGACGAAUCACAUCCCGCGGACGAUGGUUCAGAGAUUCACAAAACAGGACACUGUUGCUGCGAGGAGUCAAUUUGUGUGGAAACUCCAAGUUACCGACGACCCCUAAUGGCAGUUCGCAUCUGAACGAGAGAUUCUUUGACCAUCGCAAUGUUUGCUUCCUGGGCCGACCAUUCCCUCGCGAUCAAGCAGACGAGCAUUUUUCGAGGCUGCGUCGCUGGGGUCUGACAUUCGUACGGUUGUUGGUGCCUUGGGAGGCCCUCGAGCACUCUGGACCGGGUAUAUACGACGAAGCGUUCAUUGAUUCUCUAGUAGAGCUAAUCGAGCUCAUGCCCAAGUAUGGCAUCAAGUGCUUCAUCGAUCCACAUCAGGACUGCUGGUCUCGGUUCUCUGGCGGAUCAGGAGCGCCUGGGUGGACGUUUGAGGUAGCUGGAUUAGACAUCACCAAGUUCAAGGUCACAGGAGCAGCCUACGUUCACAACACGAACCAGUAUCCUGGAGAUUCACCGCCCAUGGUCUGGCCUACCAACUACACCAAACUCGCCGCCAGCACCAUGUUUACACUCUUCUGGGCAGGAGACACAUUUGCACCCAACAAGACAUACCAAGGAGAGCCGAUCCAGCAGUUCCUGCAAAACAGAUAUAUUGCUUGCUAUCAGCAUCUUGCAAGACGACUGAGCCAUCUUGAUGCAAUCGUGGGAUAUGAAGUCAUGAAUGAACCACACCCUGGAUACGUCGGUCUCAAAUCUCUCAAGCGUUAUGACUUCAACACCAACCUGUUUUUCGGAGACUUUCCUUCUGCCCUCGAGUCAUUUGCUCUCGCCGACGGAAUGACGCUCCCGAUUGAGGUCUGGGUCAAAUCAUGGCCAUAUCCUACUAGAAAGGAGCGGACCAGGUUGAUCAACGUGGAAAAAGAAUGUGCAUGGAUCGACGGCGAGUGUCUUUGGAAGCAACAGGGUGUCUGGCGCGUGAACCCAAAGACAGGGGCACCGCAGAUCGUCAAACCAGAUUAUUUUACUAAGGAUCCGAUUACUGGCGAAAAAGUUGACUUUUACCGCCUCUAUCUCAAUUUUGUCAACAAAUACUCUCGAGCGAUUCAGACUGUUGCUCCAUCUGCAUUUAUCUUUGUCGGUCCGAUUCCUAAUGAGCCAGCGCCAGUGUGGGGUCCAGAGGACCACGAGGAGAAUAUCGUCUAUGCCCCUCAUUGGUAUGACCUACAUUCGAUCUUCAACAAAGCAUUCGAUGGCCGCAUCACACACAACGUGCAGGGCCUGAGCAAGGGAAUGAACGUGUUCUCAGCGACAUAUUUUGGGAUGAAGGGUGCAAAGAAGAACUACCGCGGCCAGCUGGCAAACGUCCUCAACAUUGGUUUACAGAAUGUUGGCACAAAGCCCUGUCUGAUUGGAGAAUGCGGUAUUCCAAUGGAUAUUAACCAAAGGCAGGCGUUCAUGAGUGGCGACUAUGGAUAUCAUUCCAAGUUCUUGGACGCUGUCUUGUCAGCCAUGGAGGCCAAUCUUCUUAGUUUCACACUGUGGAACUACAACACCACAAAUGACAAUACCUAUGGAGACCACUGGAAUGGCGAGGACUUCUCCAUUUUCUCGCUGGAUUCUCCUCGGCGAUCUCCUCAUCUAAUCAAUGGUAGCUCUUCGCCCAACUCAUCAAAGGCAUCGCUUCGACAGCAGGCGCCUAAUUUUGCAAAGGAAAUCAUGCGGAGAGCAGCCGCUCAGAACGCAGACGGCGGCAGCGUGAUGACAGAUGGUGUGGAUGCCACAAUCAGCGAUAAUGGCAGCACUGUCGAUAACGAUGACAACGAUACAGCCCAGGGAGAAAGGAAAGCGGAGAGAGAUGACGAGGCAGACACCAUCAUGGAUGAUGACUCACCCUUUGAUCGCUCCUACUUUUGCUUUGACUACGAAGAAUCAAAGGAUGGGCCAGAUCAUGAGCAUCACCUUGGAGGACGCGCCCUUGAUGCCGUUGUGCGACCCUAUGCUGCCAAAGUCGCAGGCGAGCCGAUUUCGAGCGAAUUCGACUACAACACCUUACAGUAUACCUUUCGGUUCUGUAACUAUAUCCAGGUUCCUGUGCCGAUCGUCCAUGUCACGACGCCGGAGCAACUAAGCCAAGGUACUGGGUCUGCCUCACUAUCAUCUGACCUUGCCAACUCGGACGGCUUCACGCUGGAUGGUCAAAAGGUUGCUACCUCUGGAAAGUCAGAGCCGAAUCCUGCUUGGAUUGGCCAUCCCCCCGAAGGCACCAUGAUGGCUUUUGAGACGGAAGUCUUUAUCCCAUCCUAUCAUUACGACGAUACUGGUCUGGAGAUUCUUGUUAGCGACGGCGACUGGCGUUAUGUGAAAGAGCGCCAGACCCUAUAUUACCGGCACCGCGACAUGCAGCCUGGCGCAGUCCAUUCGAUCAGGAUCAAGCCAGUCAACAGGUCUGCGGCAGGGACGAAUUUGACGUCGACAAAGGCGGGACAGUCGAAUUCCUCGGUGGUGGUGGAAGGAUCAGACAUACAGGUCCACUCCGGAGCAGGACCAAGUACGCCAGCAAAUACUACUGGUACCAGACCCGAGGGCGACUCUGACUGUGCUUCCUGCAUUAUCAUGUAAACUCACCUCCGAAUAUAGUAAUAUUUUUUACUUCUCAGUGAUUGGCGUUGACAUAAACCGCCACCAAAAUAAAAUAAAAAAAUGUCCGAACCUGC
This is a messenger RNA of Gamsiella multidivaricata, 3345 nucleotides long. RefSeq names its product glycoside hydrolase superfamily. The record is from RefSeq and is a predicted model, not a curated record. Gene Ontology annotation, biological process: carbohydrate metabolic process. Gene Ontology annotation, molecular function: beta-glucosidase activity. Lineage: Eukaryota; Fungi; Mortierellomycota; Mortierellomycetes; Mortierellales; Mortierellaceae. Bases 257 to 3250 code for a protein of 997 amino acids. The transcript has 7 exons.